Molecule: messenger RNA, 462 nt
Organism: Nicotiana tabacum (common tobacco)
Lineage: Eukaryota; Viridiplantae; Streptophyta; Magnoliopsida; Solanales; Solanaceae
Source: RefSeq, a predicted model, not a curated record
AUGGACGCGCUAGUGAUCGCGCAUAUGCCCUAUCAUUCUGCCUCGACCAUCUGGGCUAGCGCGGUCGCGCUAGUGGACGCGCUAGUCCAGGAUCUGGUGAAUGGAAACUGGUGGCUUUUCCUUGAAGAAAAUCAUAUUCAAAUUGGUUUUUGGCCUCAAGGGAUUUUCACUGACUUGACUAGCUUUGCUACAAAUGUCGAAUGGGGAGGAGUGGUAUAUAGUCCACCAGGUGUACCAGAACCUCCAAUGGGCUCUAGCUUUUUUCCUAUUGAAGAGACUAGUUAUGAUUCUUAUUGUAGAGGACUUACAGUCUUAGAUGAUAAAGGUGAAACUAUUGAUGUAGAUGAAACAACUACACUUGUCGAUAAUCCAAACUUAUACAAGGUUAUUGACUUACCCCAUGCGAUACCGGGGAAGUUUCAGCAUUUUGUACUCUAUGGGGGACCUGGUGAGAAUGCAUAA